UGCCUAGGGAACCGGGCAGCAGAGACAAAAAAAGGAAAAAAAAAAAAGAUAGAUAGAAAGGGGGGGCCGAGGAAACGAAAACGUUUCCAGGUCAGCUCGAAACAUGGAGAGAGGAACAGAGAGACAAAGAGGGGCAGACGGGGAGGUGGUGGUGGAGGAGCACGGCUCGCCGGAGAGGCCGUGGGGGGAAGCAGAGGUGCUGGCUCUCGUGUCAGUGUGGGAUGAGGUUGGAGCUCAGCACGGCGCAGAGGGCAGGGGCACGUUCGAGUUGAUUUCAGAGCGGCUGAGGCGGCUCAGCGUCGCGCGCGGCUGGAAGGAGUGUCAGGCUAAGAGCAGGAGUCUGGGACUUCAGAGCAGGAGGGCUGACGCGGCCGCGGGCACGUCAGCCGGCUUUGCCCCGGGACUGGAUGGAAGGCCGGUGGAGGCCAUCUACAUUUCCUCAGUCUCAGUGCCAAUGAAUGAAGGAAUAAAGGCAAGAAUGCAUCCCAGUCUUCCUCUGACGCCAAACGCAACUGAAGAAGGCGGCCGCCACUGGACCGACGACGAGGUGCGGGCGCUGCUGUGCGUCUGGGCCGACAGCAGCGUCCGCGAGCGCCUGAAGAGCACGCUGCGCAACAAGUGCAUCUUCCAGGAGAUGGCCCGCCAGAUGCAGAGGAAGUUCGGGGUGGUGCGCAACUGGAAGCAGUGUCGGACCAAAUACAAGAACUUGAAGUAUGACUACAAGACAGCGAAGAGCGCCCAUGCUGCCGCGGGCAGCGGAGCUGGGGGCCCUGGGAGGUAUAUGAAGUUUUUUGAAGAGGUGGAAGCCAUCUUGCUCAACCAGGGACUGGAAAAUGGGACAGAGGAGAUGCAAAAGAGACUAUACAACGGAGACGCGACGGUGGGCCAGCUUCAGACGGCGCCAUGCAACACAAGAUCCAUCACGACGUCAGACAAUGAGAUCAUCAUUGAGAUUGAAGAUGACGACAACAGUGAUGACUAUGAUAUUGAUGGAGACAUAGAAGCACAAUGGAGAGGCACAGAGGCCCAUUUGACACAAGCAGACUCCCCGAGCUCAGACCAGUUCCACGUGGUCACGGUGUCGGACACUGGCCGGAACUGGAGCGACCAGGAGGUGCAAGCUCUCAUCCAGGUGUGGUCCGACGAACGCGUAUGCAAGCAGCUGGAGAGCUCGACCAGAAAGAGGGACAUCUUCGUCCAGAUCUCCAACCGUCUCAUGCAGCAAGGCAUUGAGCGGGACUGGAAGCAGUGCCACACCAAGUACAAGAACCUCAAGUACCUCUACCGGUCCCUUCACAGGAGCAAGACGGAUGAAGCCGAGCGGAAGCGCCUCAUGAGGUUUUAUGAUGAAGUGGACGCUAUUAUGACGCACGCCCCAAAUGGCUCGCUACGCAGCAGGGGGGCUGCUGACGCUGUGCAUACGGGUCCACUUCCAGUCUUGCAGAUUUGUGAGGAAAACCGUCGGAUUGACGUUUGUUUACCAAUGUCAAGCAGAGGAGCAGCAGUGGAGGAGAAAACUUGUCGUAGCUACUCUGGCCUAGUCACAGACACUGAUGAUCUGAGGCUGCAAGAAAUCAGGGAGCAUCAGUCGGAUCAACAUCACACCCCAAAGAGCCCAUCUGAGACUGUGGCGGGAAAAGACUUCAACUUUCCAGCAAACAGAGGAACGAAGAGAAAAGCUGUGGAUCAAGACUCCACAUACCAGAAACCAGCCAAACUACUGAAUGCAGGACGUGCUCAGGUGGAGGCACAGUGCAAAGAGGAGCAGGAGCAUGUUCCCAUAAUAAAGAUCAAAUCCGUGUGCUCCAUGGCCCACUCUAAUCCCGAACGGCCGAAAACACAGGACAGUUUGGGACCGAGCAACGCGAUGGCUUCCAGCGCAGAGUUGAACAUCGGCCAGAAGCUGAAUGAGGGGAAGACAAAGCAGAUUUUCGAGCUGGCGGACCAGCCUGAGCUGGUUCUGGUGCAGUCCAAAGACCAGAUCACCGCUGGGAAUGCGGCGAGGAAGGAUCAGAUGGAGGGCAAGGCCGCCAUCGCCAAUAAGACGACUUGCUGCGUGUUCAAACUUCUCCGGGAAUCUGGCAUUAAGACCGCCUUCGUGCAGCAACAUUCGGAGACGGCGUUCAUCGCUGCCCACUGUAAGAUGAUUCCCAUCGAGUGGGUGAGUCGCAGAGUGGCAACUGGGUCCUUUCUGAAGAGAAACCCGGGAGUCAAAGAGGGUUACCGCUUCGCCCCACUGAAGAUGGAGAUGUUUUUCAAAGAUGACGCCAACAACGAUCCUCAGUGGUCCGAGGAGCAGGUGCUGGCGGCCAAGUUCAGCCUGGCUGGGCUCACCAUUGGUCAGUGUGAGGUGGACAUCAUGAACCGCAGCACAGUGGCCAUCUUUGAGAUUCUAGAGAAGGCUUGGGCCACUCAGAACUGCACGCUGGUGGACAUGAAGAUUGAGUUCGGUGUGAAUGUUAAAACACGGGAGAUUGUUCUCGCUGACGUCAUCGACAACGACUCGUGGAGGCUGUGGCCGGCUGGGGAUCGGAGCCAGCAGAAAGAUAAGCAGGUGUAUCGCGACCUGAAAGAAGUUACUCCAGAAGCAAUGCAGAUGGUGAAGAGGAACUUUGAGUGGGUUUCUGAACGGGUCCAGCUCCUCCUGGAGCCUCAGGCCAGCGGCCGGGUGGUUGUUCUGAUGGGCUCCACCUCUGAUAUGGCUCACUGUGAAAAAAUCAAGAAGGCCUGCACCUCCUAUGGACUCCCCUGCAUCUUGAGGGUCACCUCUGCUCACAAAGGCCCAGAUGAGACUCUCCGUAUUAAAGCAGAAUAUGAAGGUGACGGGGUUCCUACCAUAUUUGUGGCUGUAGCUGGCAGGAGUAACGGCCUGGGGCCGGUGAUGUCUGGAAACACGGCUUAUCCCGUCAUCAACUGCCCCCCUCUCACCCCAGACUGGGGAGCGCAAGAUGUUUGGUCAUCCCUCCGUUUGCCGAGUGGCCUGGGCUGCUCCACGAUCCUCUCUCCUGACGCCGCGGCUCAGUUUGCGGCUCAGAUCAUCGGCUUGAGCAACCACCUGGUGUGGUGCAAGCUCAGGGCCUCCAUGCUCAACACAUGGGUGUCUCUAAAGCUUGCUGACCAAAAACUUCAGGCUUGUAGCCUCUAAGUAGCUUAGACCAACUUGUGCCCAAAACCCAUAUCAUGCCUUUGUCCUUUAACUGUAGAUCUUCCUGAAUCAUUCCAUUAAAACAAGAAUGAAUAAAAUGGCCAUUUA
Molecule: messenger RNA, 3253 nt
Organism: Poeciliopsis prolifica (blackstripe livebearer)
Lineage: Eukaryota; Metazoa; Chordata; Actinopteri; Cyprinodontiformes; Poeciliidae
Gene: paics
Product: phosphoribosylaminoimidazole carboxylase, phosphoribosylaminoimidazole succinocarboxamide synthetase
Exons: 15
Coding region: 104-3145 (1013 amino acids)
Biological process (GO): 'de novo' IMP biosynthetic process
Molecular function (GO): phosphoribosylaminoimidazolesuccinocarboxamide synthase activity
Source: RefSeq, a predicted model, not a curated record